CCUGAUCCCAAUACUCACUCGAUGGCCGCCACGUGUCCCUCCUUUUCCCACCCCUCCCUAUUUCUACUCUCACAGUCUCACUCAACCCCAACAACCAAAGCUGUGAAACUCUCUCUUUUCAUUCCUCUACAUUGUGAAAUCUUAUUAUCAUCUUUUCCAAUGGCAGCAACUGUUAUGAAGUACGUGAUCGUAAUGUCAAUUGCAGUCGCAAUGGCGGGGGUGACAGUGGAAUCAAAGGGCUCUUCGCCCGCACCGGUGGACUGCACGAGCGUAGUGCUGAGCAUGUCGGAUUGUCUUUCCUACGUAACGAAUGGAAGUACAGUGAAUAAACCUGAGGGGAACUGUUGUUCAGGGUUGAAAUCAGUACUUAAAACAAAUGCAGAAUGUCUUUGUGAAGGGUUUAAGAGUAGUGCUCAAUUCGGUGUCGUUUUGAAUGUUACUAAAGCUGUUGGUCUUCCUGAUGCUUGCCAUGUUCAUGCUCCUUCUGCUGCCAAAUGUGGCUUGGAUAUAUCUCCAACUGGCGCUCCUUCUCCAGCUGGUGUGGUUACUCCGGCGGGUGCUCCAUCGGGCGCUUCAAUCGCUCCGGCAGCAGCAAUGGGUCCAGGAGGCAACAUAGUAUCACCUGCAAUGUCACCAAGCAGCCUAAAUGGUGCAUCCUCUGCUACAGGCAUCUCAGCAAAAUUGAGUGUUGUUGGUUUAGCAGCAUUAGGAGCAUUUUUAUCAAGUUUUUAAGGGGUUUAAAGAAGAGAAUAAUUUUGCAUAGUAGUAGUAGCAUAUUUGGAGGGUACUUUGGUUAAAGAUUAUUAUUCUGUUUUACAUUUGUUGACCCACAUUUUUAUUUUUAUUUUUAAUUUGGUUUUGUGGUGGUGAGGAAUUGGAAUUGAUUGUGGAGGAGACGUUUAUAUAUUCUUAUUGUUAGAUUUCGGGGAAACUCCUCCAUUUGGAAUAUGUAUCAUUGAUCAAUAUAUAUAGAGUUUUACAAAUAUCGUAAA
Molecule: messenger RNA, 992 nt
Organism: Chenopodium quinoa (quinoa)
Lineage: Eukaryota; Viridiplantae; Streptophyta; Magnoliopsida; Caryophyllales; Amaranthaceae
Product: non-specific lipid-transfer protein-like protein At5g64080
Exons: 3
Coding region: 22-732 (236 amino acids)
Biological process (GO): lipid transport
Molecular function (GO): lipid binding
Source: RefSeq, a predicted model, not a curated record